AUGGCCCCUGCUCUCGAUCUCUCCAGCUUCACCAGCAAGCUGCACUUCUAUCUCAACGGCACUGAGAUUAUCCUUGACAACCCCGACCCCGAUACCACGCUGCUGCAAUAUGUCCGCUCCGUCGGUCUCACCGGUUCCAAGCUCGGAUGUGCCGAGGGUGGCUGUGGUGCCUGCACAGUGAUGGUCUCGUCGUACGACAAGGCUACUCAGCACAUUCGCCAUCUGAACGUCAAUGCCUGCUUGACCCCCCUCUGCUCCGUCGAUGGCAAGCAUGUCAUCACCAUCGAGGGCCUUGGCGACCACAAGAACCCCCAUCCCGUCCAGGAGCGCAUCGCCCUCUGCUAUGGCUCGCAGUGCGGUUUCUGCACGCCUGGUAUUGCCAUGUCGCUCUACGCUCUGCUCCGUAAUAACCCCACUCCAUCGGAGCACGAGGUCGAAGAGUCCUUCGAUGGAAACCUGUGCCGCUGCACUGGCUACCGUCCUAUUCUCGACGCUGCAAAGUCUUUCGCUGCCCCUGCCUCUGGCAAGAAGGCUGGCGGAUGCUGCGGUGGUGCUGGCCCUAAUGGCGGAUGUUGCAAGGAUGAAAAGCCCGAAAAGACAUCGACCAUCCCCCAGGAGAGUUCUGUCCGCUUUCCCUCGGUCCUCUUCAAGCAAUAUGAUGCCUCUCAGGAGCUGAUUUUCCCUCCCAGACUCAUGAAGAAGUCCGCUGAGGCCCUUUACUUCCAGGGACGCAAGUCUCAAUGGUUCCGUCCCACCUCGCUGGCCCAGGUCCUUCAAAUCAAGGCCGCUUAUCCUCAGGCCAAGUUCCUCGGAGGCAACACUGAGGUCGGAGUCGAGACCAAGUUCAAGUAUAUGGAAUACUCGCCUUUUGUUUAUUUGCACGACGUUGCGGAACUCCAGGGCGUUGAGAUCACCCCUCAGGGUAUCACCCUCGGUGCCAACGUCACCGUCGCCAACUUCCAGAAGACCCUCAAGGAGGCCAUCGAGAAAGUCUCUGAGAACGAGGCACAUGUUCUCCGCGCUUUCCUCGCCAACAUCAAGUACUUUGCAGGCAACCAGAUCCGUAACGCAGCCUCAGUCGCCGGUAACAUUGCCACCGCCUCGCCCAUCUCGGAUUUGAACCCAGUCUUUGUCGCCUCCAACUCGACCUUCAGCAUCCUCUCAUCCGAGCAGUCUGUCGAUUCAACCGCGCGUGUUGUUCCUGCGACGGAGUUCUUUGUCGGAUACCGCAGGACUGCCUUGAACCCUGCCACCGAUAUCUUGACCCAGAUCCAUAUCCCCCUCACCCGUCCAGGCGAGUACAUCCGCUCAUUCAAGCAGGCCAAGAGAAAGGAUGACGAUAUUGCCAUUGUUACUGCUGCGAUCCGUGUCCAGCUCGCUCCCGAUAACACCAUUGUCGAGACUGGAUUCGGUUACGGUGGAAUGAGCGCAUUCACCUGCCAGGCCAAGAGGACAUCUGCGUUCCUUAAGGGCAAGACCUGGGGUGACAAAGCUGUUCUCGAUGGAGCUUUGGAGAUGUUGGAUCAGGAUCUUCCCAUGGAGGUUUCUACCCCUGGUGGCAUGCCCGAGUACCGUCGUACUCUGGCCAAGUCCUUCUUUGUCCGUUUCUGGUGGGAUGUGAUUGAGCAGCAAAAGUUGAAUGUCGAGCACGAUCACGGCGACAUCAAGCUGUUGACCCAGGAGAUCCAUCGUGACCUUUCCUUUGGUGCCCAGAGUGAUAAGGGAACUGUCCAGAACUCGACGACCGAUAUUGUGUCGAAGAGCGUUGCCCACGUUGCUGCAAUGAAGCAGGUCACUGGUGAGGCCAUCUACACGGACGAUAUGCCCAAGCUUCACAACGAAUUGUAUGGUGCCAUGGUCCUCUCCAGCCGUGCGCAUGCCAAGAUUGUUAGUAUCGAUACCAGUGCCGCGCUUGCCAUGCCCGGUGUCAAAGCCUAUUUUGGUCACAAGGAUGUCCCUGGAAACAACGUCUGGGGUGCCGCCAUGUUUGAUGACGAGGAGAUCUUUGCUUCGGAGGAGGUUCACUGCGUCGGACAAAUCAUUGGAGUCAUCGUUGCCGAUACCCAGGCGAUCGCCCAGGAGGCCACUCGCAAGGUCAAGAUUGAGUACAUUGAUCUCCCCCACGUCGUCACGAUCGACGAGGCCAUUGCUGCAGACUCGUUCAUUCCUCUCACAAAGUCGAUCGUCAAGGGCGAUGUCGAUGCUGCGUUCGCCAACUGUGCCAAGGUCUUUGAGGGCCAGACCCGUCUCGGUGGACAGGAGCAGUUCUACCUUGAGACCCAGGUUGUGCUCGUCAACAACAAGGGCGAGUCCGAGUUUGAGAUUUAUGCCUCGACCCAGAACGCCAACGAGACCCAGUCGGUCGUAGCCAGCGUCCUUGGUGUCAGUGCCAACAAGAUUGCCUGCAAGGUCAAGCGUCUUGGAGGUGGUUUCGGAGGCAAGGAGUCUCGUACUAUCCCUCUGUCCUGUAUCAUGACCGUGGCCUCGUACCAUCUCAAGAGACCCGUCCGCUGCAUGUUGGAUCGUAACGAGGAUAUGACGAUCUCUGGCCAGCGCAACCCCUUCAUGGGCAAGUGGAAGGUUGGUCUGGACGAGAACAACAAGAUCAUGGCAUUGGAUACGGAGCUGUACUUGAACGCUGGUUGGUCCUCGGAUUUGUCGGUCGCAGUCAUGGAGCGUGCUUUGGGACACAUCGAUAAUGUUUACUACAUCCCCAACGUCCGUGCCGUCGGUCGCUGCUGCCGUACCAACAUCCACUCGAACACUGCCUUCCGUGGUUUCGGAGGUCCUCAGGCGAACGUUAUUGCGGAGACUUACAUGACCGAGGUUGCGGAGCGCAUUGGUAUGUCGCAGGAAGAGUUCCGUGAGAUCAACAUGUACAAGGAGGGCCAGCUCACGCAUUUCAACCAAGAGCUCAAGGACUGGCACUUGCCCAAGGGUUAUAACCAGCUCAAGGAGAAGUCAAACUAUCUUGCUCGCAAGGCCGCGAUCGAAGAAUUCAACAAGCAAUCGAAGUGGCGCAAGCGUGGUAUCUGCCUGAUCCCUACCAAGUACGGUAUCUCGUUCACGGCCCUGCAUCUCAACCAGGCUGGUGCGAUGAUCCAUAUCUACCACGAUGGUUCGGUGCUGCUGUCCCAUGGUGGUGUUGAGAUGGGUCAGGGAUUGCACACGAAGAUGAUCCAGGUCUGCGCGGAGGGUCUUCAGAUCCCGAUGGACAUGAUUCACAUUGUCGAGACCUCGACGGAUAAGGUCGCGAAUGCUUCGCCCACGGCUGCGUCGGCCUCUUCGGAUAUGAACGGUAUGGCGGUCAAGGACGCGUGCGACCAAAUCAACGAGCGCUUGGAGCCCUACCGUGCCAAGGGACUCCCAUGGAAGGAUAUUGUGCACCACGCGUACUUUGAUCGUGUGAACCUUAGUGCCAAUGGAUUCUACAAGGUGCCCGAUCUCGGAUACAAGUGGGGCGAGAACAAGGGCCAGCUGUUCUUCUACUUCACGAUGGGAGCUGCGGUCUCGGAGGUGGAGGUGGAUCUGUUGACAGGCAGCCAUACGGUUAUCCGAUCAGAUGUGAGCAUGGAUUUGGGUCGGUCGAUCAAUCCUUCGAUCGAUAUUGGACAGAUCGAGGGAGCAUUCGUCCAGGGCAUGGGAUGGUCGACGACCGAGGAGUCCCUGUACUUCCCUAACGGUCGGUUGUUCACGCAGGGUCCUGGUAACUACAAGAUCCCAGGCUUCCAGUGCAUCCCACAGGAAUUCAACAUCUCGUUCUUUGAGGACGUGACGCACGAGAGCGUGAAGACGAUCUACAAGUCCAAGGGAGUGGGAGAGCCACCUCUGUUCUUGGGUUCUUCGGUGUACUUUGCGAUCAGGAAUGCGCUUUGGUAUGCCCGUCAGGAGAAUGGACACCCAGGAUCGUUCUCGCUGUCGUUGCCGGCGACGCCAGAGAGGAUCCGCAUGGCGGUCGGAGAUUCGAUUGCGGAGAGCAGUAAGCUCCAGCCAAAGCAGGGCGAGCGUCCUUGGGUUCUCUCAGUCUUUUAA
This is a messenger RNA of Gamsiella multidivaricata, 4032 nucleotides long. RefSeq names its product xanthine dehydrogenase. The record is from RefSeq and is a predicted model, not a curated record. Gene Ontology annotation, molecular function: xanthine dehydrogenase activity; molybdopterin cofactor binding; FAD binding. The transcript is spliced from 4 exons. NCBI's taxonomy places the organism in Eukaryota, Fungi, Mortierellomycota, Mortierellomycetes, Mortierellales, Mortierellaceae. Bases 1 to 4032 code for a protein of 1343 amino acids.